AUGCCUCCCAAGGCUGCACCCGCGCGCACCGUAUGGGAUGAUACGACGCGAACGGACCUGCUGCAGGCCCUCAUCGACGUGACGCCUCCCACCCUCGAGGAGUGGCAGGCGAUCAUGGCAUUGCUACAAGCGAAGGGCUAUACCUACACUCAUACUGCAGCCAUACAACACUUGCAGGAGCUCAAGCGCAAGGAGAAGGGCGGCACCCCGAAGAAAGCCACUGCCGCUGCCGCUGCUUGGAGGAUGGACAGAGGAAGAUUCGCAAGGGCAAAAGCGAAGCAAUGA
This is a messenger RNA of Anthostomella pinea, 285 nucleotides long. The record is from the annotation of a GenBank genome assembly. NCBI's taxonomy places the organism in Eukaryota, Fungi, Ascomycota, Sordariomycetes, Xylariales, Xylariaceae.